Patiria miniata (bat star) is the source of this 5063-nucleotide messenger RNA. RefSeq names its product ubinuclein-1-like (gene ubn2). The coding region runs from base 131 to 3772 and encodes 1213 amino acids. Lineage: Eukaryota; Metazoa; Echinodermata; Asteroidea; Valvatida; Asterinidae. Gene Ontology annotation, cellular component: nucleus. The record is from RefSeq and is a predicted model, not a curated record. The transcript has 14 exons.
AGCCUUCAGCGCAUGCGCGUGCUGCAGUCGACAUGGUCAAAAUGGCGACGGCCGUCGGAGGAUAGGACGCAGAUUUUGGCAGUUUUUGCCCAGAAAAGACGCAUUUCGUCUUCGUCUGUGAUGCUAAACGAUGGCAGAACGAAGGAGGAUUAUACCGUCGUCGGUGGGACCACUUUUCCCGGUGAAGAAAGAGAAGGAAACGGCGCCGUCUAUGCGGUUCAAGUUGAACCUCAAAGAACCCAGCGAUAAAACCUGCUCCGUGUUUUCGUAUUGCCAGCUCGUUAAAAAUGCCGUGCAGGGAGAGAAGAGUGGAAAUGGCCCUCAGAAAUCAUUUAACGAACUGGAUGAGGAGGACAUGGAUGGAUUGGAGUCAAUCGCCAAGAAAUUUGAGGAGAAAUACGCACCCAAGACAGGGAAGAAGAAGAGGAAUGCAUUUAUUGAUGAUCUGAUAGAUGUGGGCAUGGGAUAUGAUGAGACAGACCCAUUUGUGGACAACUCCGAAUGUUAUGAUGAGCUCGUCCCAGAUGUCCUGACGACCCAGUUUGGAGGGUUCUACAUCAACCAGGGGCAACUUCACUUCAGAGAGAAGUCCGACUCUGAUAACAGCGCAGACUUCAAAGAUAUGACACGGAGGAAGAAAACACCAAAGAUACAUAAGAAGCAUCGGAGGACAUCAGAUGGCGAUAGAAAGGAAGGCAAGAGGAAAAGGAACCUAUCCUCCUCAUCUGAUAAGGCUGCCAAGAAGAUGAGAAAACAGCUACAAAGACAGUUUGGAAAACCAGGCAGAAAGAAGAAGAGUUUAUCCAGCCGCAUUCCAACCGUCGCUGAGCUGCUCAAACAGCGUGAGGAAGCCAAACAGCAUGAAAUCAUCUCAGGGCCAUCUCCCAGUAAAUCCAAUGCAACGAGCGCUACCAGCAAUGCAGCUCCUCGAGUCCCUGCAACCAACACCCAAACUCCCAAACCUAACGGCCUACCGGCGGCUGUGGAGGUUACAGACCUCAACGCCUCCCUAGGUGACAUCGAUCCUUCUCUGGACCUGGGUCUGAUCAUGUCAGACCUAAAGAUGGACAGUGACAUGGCGGCGGCCAUGGAAGAAGCUCUGAAGGGACCCAUGGGUGGGGCUGACAUGCCCCAGGACCCGACGGUGGGAAACAAGGGUGGGGCCUCGCUUGGACCUCAGGGGGAUGAUGGAACAGACGGAGAUGAGGAAGUUCCCUUACCGAGUGGACUGCCAUCGACACUCGUUUACAAUGUGGACAAAAUCAGAGAGGCUGCAAGAAAAUCUGUAGAAGGCAAAUGCAAGUUCUUCACAGCAGCUGUAAAUGGUUUACUUUUGAAAAUAGAGAACCAAUCCAGGGAGCUGUCUUGUGGGGCGCGUUCCGUUCUCUACAGCCAUCUUGCCUACAACCUGCCAUGCACCAAGGAAACGCUCUUGAAGAGAGCUAAGAAGUUACGCUUGAACGCCCACGACAGUCACCUGAAGGAACCCCUGCAGAAACUAAAAGAAGCAAUUGCCUUGGCAAUGCCGGCCCAGUUAGAGAGAUACCAGCAAGAAUGCCAAACUGCAGCACAGGACAAAUACAAUGCAAUGAUGAACAAAAGUCAAACACCAGAGGAUGACGCCAAGUCCAAGGGAACAAGAGGACUUGUACCGUCCAAGAAGUUCAAGUGGAAUGAUGGAAUGAGGGAACUAUUGUGUGCCAUUGUGAGUGUUAAACUUCAGACCUACAAGCUCUCCAAAAUCCGCACUCAAUCAGCCGAAGACUACCUCAAAGCUUACCUGGAGGAUGAAAUCAAACCGCUGUGGCCUGCUGGCUGGAUGCAGACAAGAACGCUGUUCAAGGAGUCACGAUCGGCCCAUGGUUCCAUCACCUCAAUGGAUCCAAAGCAGAGAAGGAUGCCUAACCCUGCUGCCAAGAAGCCCACGUCUGCCAAGACAUCACCUCAGGAAACGCUGAAUCCUUCCCAGGUCAAACAGACAGACUACGGCCACAAACAAGACAAGCCUGAUGCUCCUGGCAUCUCAACGGACAGCAGUCAGGAUUCCUACGUGCGUACUCUCCUGGACUUUGCAAGUGACAGCUCUAAACCAGAUUCUGACAUAGCUGCAACUGACCCUCAGCAAGCCCCAGCAAAGGACCUGGUGGAGUCCAAAUCUGUCGGUCGACCCAAAGCUACCAGUUCCUCAGAGACUGUAUUGCAUCGAGUGAGAGACCCAAGGGAUCUUGUGGACUUGCUUAUCGCAGAGCAGCUAGCAAUGCAUGAUAAGGCAGACAGCAGCUCAGGUGUCGCUUCUAAGAAAGCUGCUGCAGAUCCUCGAGCAAAAGCAGCAGGCGCUCCAAGUAAGAGAGACCCGCCGCCAGAGGAACCCUCUGCAAUGGCACUUCAACUUGAAAUUCUGCGGCAGGCUGCGAUGAUGACGCAAUCCAAAGAUUCCUGGAUAGGUGAAGGUGGCUCUUCCAGGAAAGAACAGCCAUCUUACAGUGAUGACAUCAAGGCUUUGUCACAAGCAACUGCUGCUGCAAGUAGCAGCCACAUCUCAGGCAGAACCACACAUGGACCAACACCACAGCCAAAGGCACCAUCUAAGACAGCCAAAACAAGCUUCCAGUUGGAAUUUGAGAAAAUGUACUCGAUGACUGAAAAGACCAAUCCUACGACAGUACCUGAGGUGAUCAAAGUAACGCCCACUUCCAGCCACAAGUACAAAACGUCUGCGCCACAGCCAGAGCAAGUGGGUCUGUCUGCGAGUUCCAAAUUGGCACAGCAGAAGUCUGCUUUUGAGAAGUUGAGACUAGCCGGACAGGUACCACCAGGUUUUGACUCGUCAGCUCAGGCCUCACAACCAGUUGUAAAACUUACUCGCCAUCCAAACCUCUCAGCAGCUGUUGGCAUCAAAUCAAGCACCGAUUUGAAAGCGCAAACUCGCAAGUUGGUGUCACCUUCAAACACCCACUCAUCAAAACGGGAGCCCCUUGCUGCAUCACAUCGUGUGUCACAGCAUGGAAACACACCGAUAGUGACUUGCACAUCGCCAACCAUGCCUGUCAAGACACCAACAACCACUUUGAGUAGUACCAGUAGUGGCUACCCAGGGAGGGCCGACACUCACUUCCAGUUGAUUUCUCAGGCAGGAGAUCGCUCCUCAUCUAGCAAACACACAGGGAAAGUAACCCCUACCACACCAGCUUACACCUCCCCCUCCCCUCCCAAAGGGUCACCUCACUCUCUCCGUACUUCUCCUUACUCUACAUCUCCUGGUCAAGUAGUGCCAGCUUCCACGUCACCACGCCGCACCUCCCCGCUCGGACAAAAGGCAGGUUUCUCUCAAUACCAACGUACCUCAACAUCGACCAGUCCAGGCCACAGUUCCUCAUACAGUGCCAGUAAUUACGCUGCAGGGAUACCGACUCUACCGGGAUACCAGCAGUUAACCCUUGCCGACCUCACACGGAAACAGCGGCCGACCUCACCAGGCUUCGCCUCACCGACCUUCCCCAUUGGGUCAGGUCAUGUGUCACCGGGUCAUCAGGGGUCACCGGGUCAGAGUACAUCUCCUGGAGAUGCAAUAAUUACAGGCCCAGCACCUGGGACGUUUUACCACACUCAGAAUGCAGGCAAUAUCGCAGCUGCGGCCGCUGCUGCCGCCGCUUCUUCCUCCACAAACUCCCAACGUUUGCUGCACCAGCAGAUCACUCUAGAUUCAAUGCUGUAUGCUCACCAGGCUUUCCCAGAACCUCAUCGCAAACAGAAGCAGCAUCGGAUACCUUAAGGACAGAAGCAAAGAUGAAGCCAGGAAUCCAGCAGGUGCACGAACAGGUGCGCUUCUAUGGAAAGUGUGGGAGGGCUGAAAGUCUCCCCCUCCCAUUCUUUUCAUCCAGAUUAUUAAUAAUCUGAAUUUUUUUUAAACUCAGUUCCUUAAAACAUAGGUUACCCGAAAUGAACUACUUUCUCCAACACACCGAGUUUUAGAGUUUGAACUCGUCUAUGAAUUUUUUUUUUCCAAUAUGAAAAGCCAUCUGUUUUCAGUCACCUUAGUUUAAUAAAACCCCCUUAACCAUUUCAGUGAAAUGUACUUUACUUUUUGUGGAGCGUUGCAAUAGGAAGACUUGAAUCCAGAAAAGUUAAAAGUUAAAUCAGAACAUUUUUAAUUUGAUAUAUUUCAGAAUUUGAUAUUUUUCAGACACACGUGAUAUACUUUGUUUUAGGGAGAUGAUUGGUUUAGUUUUGUUGAUUAACUAUUUCAAGUCCAUUAAAUGCAAUCCUAUGUACAAAGAACCAUCUUCCAAACCUGUGAUAGAUAUGUUCAAAUAUAUAUACAUUGUGAAUUUUAAAUAAGUAGAUACUCCAUAUUUUUGACAUGACAUUAAUGCACUCCAUUUCUCAAAAUGGCUUCCAGACACAGUGGUGUAUGGUGAUAUGGAAGAGCACCCUCUAUAGACUGAAAAAUAAAGAUAUUUUUUUCUGUUGAGCUUCAGGAAAUGGUUGUAAAUUUGUAAAGUUGACGUCACCAAUCGAUGAAUUUGAAUAGAUGUGCACCUGUCUCUACCUGGACUAAAAAUUUGUCACAAUUAGCUGCCAUUUUGUACUUCUAAACGUAAAUUGUACAGAAAAUAAUGCUGCAGAAACCAAACUCAUGAAUUGAUGUUAGGACAAUCAGGAAUUUAUUCUUCUUCAAUGAAUUUCUAGUGUAAUUAUGAAGUACUUUAGCCGUGUGUCUCUGUAUGAACAAGCAUGUCUGUAAUUUUGUUUGAGCUACCGUCUUUUUUUCUAAACACAAUUUACACCAUACCUGUCAUAUUUUGACAUAAUCCAAGUUAUUGUAUAAUUGUUUGGGAACUGGCAAGAAAAAAAAUCUAAAUUAUUUCACCCACAAACAACUUGUUUCAUAAAUUAGGCUUUUUUGGGGGCUAGGAAAUGAAAAAAAGGGUGAAAUUGUCUAAAAUUGGAUUCCCAUCUUGUUUGGUAGCGGAUUGAAGAGGCCAGAUAACUUAAGAUCCUUCUUCUUGAGUUUGACUUGUGGUUUUUGUUUGUAUUUAAGGUUUCUUUCAUUCGAUUUCAUU